This is a messenger RNA of Ilyonectria robusta, 1590 nucleotides long. Its product is annotated as pyridoxal phosphate-dependent transferase. The transcript is spliced from 4 exons. The record is from RefSeq and is a predicted model, not a curated record. NCBI's taxonomy places the organism in Eukaryota, Fungi, Ascomycota, Sordariomycetes, Hypocreales, Nectriaceae. Bases 1 to 1590 code for a protein of 529 amino acids. Gene Ontology annotation, biological process: L-tyrosine biosynthetic process; aromatic amino acid catabolic process. Gene Ontology annotation, molecular function: pyridoxal phosphate binding; aromatic-amino-acid:2-oxoglutarate transaminase activity; L-2-aminoadipate:2-oxoglutarate transaminase activity.
AUGUUUCACACCAAGUCUCACCUCUUCUCCGCGAACAAGAGCCAGGGCGCCUCGGUCAUUGACGAGAUCAAGGCAAGGCGGGCCAAGGCGGGGAAGCUUGUGGCUGGAGUUGCUGCCGCGUCUGACAGCGAUAUGUUUAAGGGAUCGACUGCUGGCAAGCUCAAUGCCAAACGCUGGGACAACCACUUGAGCUACGAAAGUAGAGUACGAGGGCCGUGUACUCUAAAACAAGCUGCGAAACAUAUGAAAAACCCCGGACUCAUCUCUCUCGGAGGUGGCCUCCCCUCAAGCGAAGUGUUCCCCUUUGCUGAACUCGAGUUCAAGGUGCCUGUGUCUCCCAACUUCUCUGAGAAGGAAACGGCAGAGUCUGGCCAAGUUGUCAAGGUGGGGAAGUACGAUGUCCGUGACCGCGACGGCACUUAUGACUUGUCCAUCGCUCUCAAUUAUGGUCAAGCCACUGGAUCUCCCCAGAUGAUGCGGUACCUGACUGAGCAUACUGAGAUUGUCUACAAGCCUCCGUAUGCGGACUGGCAGAUCUGCCAGACCAUUGGUAGCACCGGUGCCCUUGAGGAGGCGCUACGGAUGUUUUGUGACAAGGACCGUGGUGACUCCGUCCUGACCGAGGCAUUUAGUUUCUCGACUGCCUUGGAGACGAUCACCCCAUUGGGAGUUAAGACCUUCGGAGUCGAGAUUGACGAACAAGGCCUCAUUCCCGAGGCAAUGGAUGAGCUCUUGACCAGCUGGGACGCGGAGGCUCGCGGCGCCCGAAAGCCCCAUCUCCUAUAUACCGUGCCCUCUGGACAGAACCCCACGGGAGCAACGCAGGGAAUUGAGCGACGGCGGGCACUCUAUCGUAUCGCCCAAAAGCACGACCUAUACAUUAUCGAGGAUGAGCCCUACUACUUUAUUCAAAUGCAGCCCUAUACCGGCCGCAACCAGCCAGAUGCGCCAGCGCCCGAGACGGUUGACGACUUCGUCUCAUCGCUCAUUCCUUCAUAUCUGAGCAUGGAUGUUGACGGACGUGUCAUGCGCAUGGACUCAUUCUCCAAGGUUCUUGUACCGGGCUCUCGUCUUGGAUGGAUCACUGCAUCGGCGCAGAUCAUUGAGCGCUACGUCCGCCAUGCCGAGGUGGCCAGCCAAGGACCCAGCGGUUUCUCACAACUUAUCCUGUAUAAGCUACUCGACGAGACCUGGGGCCACGAAGGUUACUUGCGCUGGCUCAUGAACUUGCGUCUCGAGUAUACCAAAAAGCGUGAUGCUCUGUUGGCCGCCUGUGAGGAUCACCUCCCUCGCGACCUUGUGACCUGGGAGCCCCCUGCAGCGGGCAUGUUUAUGUGGCUUCAAGUUGACUACACCAAGCACCCACAGGCCGCGGAACGUAGUAUUGUGGAUAUUGAGCAAGAGAUCUUCGACUCGUGCAUCACUGGCGGUGUGUUAGUUGCAAGAGGCUCGUGGUUCCUCACAGAAAAGGACAAGGCACCCCCGGGAUUGUUCUUCCGUGCCACAUACGCCUCCGCGACUCCCGAGAACAUGAAUGAAGCCAUCAAGAGAUUCGGCAAGGCAGUGAAGGAUAGCUUUGGCAGGCAAUAA